AUGGCUUCAGCCGACAAGGAGCUCGAGCAACAGCUCGAGGAUGCGGGGAACAAGCUGCUCAACCCUCCUUCUUCCGUUGACGAGCUUCUUCCCCUUCUCGACCAAGUCGAGAGUUAUCUUGUAAAGGUGGAGCAAUCACCUACGAAAUCAAUGCAAAGUGCACUGGUUCCAUCACAAACUGCGUUGAUCACAGACCAGCUCUUUAGGCAUUCAGAUGUGGAUGUUAAAGUUGCUGUGGCUUCUUGCAUCAGUGAAAUAACAAGAAUAACAGCACCAGAAGCUCCUUAUGAUGAUGACCAGAUGAAGGAUGUCUUUCAGCUGAUAGUAUCUUCAUUUGAAGACCUGGAUGACAAGAGUAGCCGAUCAUAUGUCAAGAGAACAUCGAUACUUGAAACUGUUGCUAAGGUCCGGUCGUGUGUGGUGAUGUUGGAUCUUGACUUGGAUGCACUGAUAUUAGACAUGUUCCAGAAGUUCCUCAAGUCUGUAAGGGAUCACCAUCCUGAAAAUGUUAUUUCUUCCAUGGAGACCAUUAUGCAACUCGUCUUAGAAGAGAGUGAAGAUUGCCCCCCGAAACUGUUUUUGCCCCUUUUAGCUAGCGUCAAAAAGGGAAACGAGGAAGUCCUGCCCGUUGCUCGCAAGCUGGUAGAGAGUGUUCUUGCAAAAUGUACUACACAGGUCAAGCAGGGCUUGUCAGCUGCUGUGAAAGCUUUACAGACUUCUUUGGAUGACUACAGUGAUGUUGUUGUUUCGAUAUGCCAAGAUGUUCGUCUCGACGAUAGUGAACCAGCAGAUAAUAAUAAAGUAGAAGGAAGCAAGUCAGAUGGGGCGUUGGUCGAUGAGGCUGCCGAAGCAAAUAAAGAUUUGACAGCAGGAGUUGGUCCUUCUGAAGUACCCGCUUCAGCAGGCAAGAAGUCCUCAAAGUCAGUUGUAAGCAAUGGCGUGGCAAAGACAAGGGUAGCUGAGUCCUUGGCUGAAUCAGAUUCCUUGAAAGCCCCUGAGGAGGAUAAAGCCACUGAGGAUACAAAAAGCGAAAAUGUUGAGGUUAAUGAUUCUGUGACCGAGAAGGUUGCUAAAAAAGAAAGCAGGCCAGAGCAGAGUAACAGAAAGAGGGCGAGAAAAGCUAACUCAUCUGCAAAGUUGAUCGGCCGUUCUGAGGGUAAACAUUCUGCUGAUGAUAAAGAAGUUGAGAAGCUUCCUGAAGGCAAAAGUCACGGCAUAGAUGCUCCAAAUUCACCUCAUGCAGAUCAAUCUGUGUCAGGCGAUGCUGCUGGGGCUUCUGAAAGUAAGCUAAAAAAUGAUAUGCAGCCUUUGUCCCCUAAAGCUGUGGAUGGCGAGUCCUUGGCUGCUUCUCCAUCGGCGAGUGAAAGCCCUGUUGAUGAAACUCUUGCAAAAAAGGUUGCUCGUUUGAAGAAGAAAGAGGGUUCAGUAAAGGAGCUGGUGCAAUCUACUGAUGAUGUCCAAAAAAGGGCAUCAGAAGGGACAAGCGACUCAGAAGUGAAGACCACCAAACGCUCUGGUAGAAAGGCACCUUCUGGAACCUCAAACAAUGAAAAAUCGGUAAAGAGAACUGAGACAUCCAAGAAAGAAAGUGGUGGAAGUGAGUUAGACGCCAAACUACUGAAGCAGUCAUCUAAGGCAGAUGAAGGAAGUAAGACUGCAGAAGGAUCUUCGUUAAAGCAGUCUGAAGAUAAGAACCGACGCAUGCGCGGAAAAGCUGUCUCGGGGAAAAAUGUUGCGAAAACUUUACCCAAAGAUGAUGACAAUGAAAAUAUUUCAUCCCUGAAGUCUGCAAGAAAACAAGGGAAAGAAGAACAUCCAAUUGAAGAGACUCCCAAGACAAGUAGCAAAAGGAAACGUGAUGUAGGGAAGUCCUCAGAAAAAGAAGUGGCAUCUGAUGCUAAAGGUUAUGGAGACGAAAUCGUCGGUUCAAGGGUACAAGUAUACUGGCCACAAGACCGUAAGUUUUAUAUGGGCACUGUUCAAUCGUACGAUGCUACCAAAAAGAAACAUGUGGUUGUUUAUGAUGAUGGCGAUGAAGAAAUUUUAAAUAUGAAAAGACAGAAGUUUAAGUUCAUUAACAGUGAAUCUGGUGCAUCUGAUUUGGAGGAUGAGGGAGAAGCAGCCAAACCUUCAAGUCCCGAUGCUUCAUCUGAGAUACCGGUAAAGAAGAAGGCAAAGACUGAGCAGUCGGCUAAAAAGGAACAGAUGGAUGCUUCCCCUAAAAGGGGUGGCGGGGCUUCUAGCAAAUCCAAGAGUGUAGCAGCUGGUGGGAAACCAGGUCGGAAACCGAAGGAAGUCAAUGAAACUGAUGCGGAAGAUUCCAAGGCUUCCAAGAAAACAGAGGACGUUAGCGGUGCCAAAACCAAGGAGCCUACCCUUAAGAGUGGAGGUAAAUCAGGUGAUGUUCCAUCUUCCAAAACUCCAGGGAAAUCCAAGACCACCGACGACUCUGUUGCGGCUUCUAAAGCCACUGCUAGUACAAAGUCGAAAGACGAUGGUGGCGCUAGCUCUUCAGCCAAGUUGCCGAAAUCCAAACAAUCAACCAAGAAGACUCCCGGCGGGAGAUCAUCCUCCAAGGCUGAGAGCCCGAAGAUAGCUUCCUCCAUUGCCAAGGGUAAAGGCAUCAAGGGUGGCGCGAAGUCCAAAGCUAAUGGUACAGGGAAGCCCAAAACUGGUUCGGCCAAGGCAAAAGACACUGAGGUGGAAGACAGCUCUGGUGACGAGUCGAUGAAAGGAGAGGAGGAGACUAUCGAGGAUAAACCGUUAUCAAAGGGACAGGCCAGUGAGGCAAAGAGCGGGAAGAAGCGGCCAAGGGGAGGCUAA
This is a messenger RNA of Linum trigynum, 2823 nucleotides long. The record is from the annotation of a GenBank genome assembly. Lineage: Eukaryota; Viridiplantae; Streptophyta; Magnoliopsida; Malpighiales; Linaceae.